Molecule: messenger RNA, 13457 nt
Organism: Gallus gallus (chicken)
Lineage: Eukaryota; Metazoa; Chordata; Aves; Galliformes; Phasianidae
Gene: STAU2
Product: staufen double-stranded RNA binding protein 2
Exons: 15
Coding region: 10379-12421 (680 amino acids)
Source: RefSeq, a predicted model, not a curated record
GGGGUUGUGAGGUGCCACAGAAUGACCUUGGAAGGUUAGAUGGUGUGGCAGAGCAGGUCAGCAGUUGCAGCGCUGCUCCUCCAGCCUCUGGGAGGACUGCCCCUGUCGUGCUCUGUCUCUUUGCUUUGACCUGCCUGGAGCACGUGGCUAUUGAUCUGCUAGUCCUCGAAAAGAAGAGAAGCGCUUGGAUUGGUUGUGUUUCGUCCUUCAAAGCUCAUCCUAUUACAGUAUCGUGCAAGGGAAGCAGACCUUGUAAGAUGCGCAUAUGCGGUGCUGGUUUUAUUAUGCUUUUACUUCAUACAUACAUGUAGACAUCUGCAUAGAUUUCAUCCAUUGGAGAGCCAAAUAUCUGCUUCCUCACACCCUGUGGGUGAGGUGAGGGAGGACCCAACCUGCAAUCUGUAGCAGAACUCUAAGAAGAUAACUUCUGUUGACGAGCCGCCAAAGCUUCGCUUUUCCUUCCUUGGCCAUAUGGAUCUCCUAUCAGCAGCAGCACCAAGGAGCUCCCUCAGAUAGGCCUGCCCUUACCAGAACCAAUUAUGUUACGUUUCUCAUCUUUGGAUCAGCCCCACAGCCCGUAUUUCUCACAAUAAUGCCCGAUUUUCCUCUCUCUUCCCCAGAGAGGAAGAGAAAGCAAGGAGGAAGGUGCUUUCCUAAAGCACCUAUGGUAACUAUUGCUGGAGGCUGUGCAGGAGAGCCCUUCAGGUGCUCGUGCUUCCCAGCUGCUCUUCUGCUGGACUGUGGCCAUGUUAGCAUCACACCCUUGUGAGGAUUAGGGUUGUGAGAGCCCGUGCAGGGGUCCUGACCUGAACACCCCUCCUUCCCUGCUUGUUGUUCAUUGCUUGCUGCUGCAAUACAUACAAGUUCAGGAGUUCUGUUUAGUAUGGGGGUACAUCAGGUGUGAGACAGGGUGCUGAGAAGCAGGCAGGGAAGAGAAUGAGGUGUGCAUCUCUGCACAGGGAGGAGGGAUCUGUGAUGGUGUAAAUGUGAGGGGAGCAGAGCUGGUUGGAGCAUGUGGCAAACCAUGGAAAUGGGAGAAGUGGAACCUGUGCGUAACAAUAUAGUAAGAGCCAAGUGCCCUGCUCUUUGAGAGUGCUCAUGUCUGCUCAUUGUCAGGGAGCAGUCACCAUCACAUUAUCCAAAGUGUGUUUGUGUUAGAAGAGCAAGAGUUCAGUUAAAACCUGAGAAGUGGUUUGCCGUGCCUUGGUCUGGAGACUGUUCAGAAUAAAAAAACUUCCUGUCACAACUUCUCAUCUGAAAAUGACUUUUGAAAACCUGUCUGGUGGUGUAAGACUGAAGUCACACGUGUGUCUGUAGCUUGCAAAGUUGGCUCAUACUGUGUCUCGACAGCCACCCUGGUGUUUUUAAGCUGGUGGUAGUUGGAGUGUUUUAGUGAAACCUGUGCUCCAGUGUUGUGUCCUCACCUCUGUUAUACCUCUUAUUUUUGGUUUACUCAAGUAUGCUUCUGUAGAGUACAUGACUGAUAUGUAACGGAUUUAUGGAUACUUUACCUAAUAAAAUCAGAGUUUUAUUUCUUUGUCCUAGUAAAUAACUUCUUUCAUAUAAAAUGUUUAAUUUUAUAGUCCUCUAUCCCCAUGAUCUUCUAAUUUAGUCACUGCUGAAAUGGUAGUGAGGGGUUCUUUUUAGACUAAUUAGAAGUCAGCAUUUGGGCACGGAUUUCAGAUGGUGUUGGAGAAUGGUCACGGUAAUAGCCAGUGGCUGAGUCGUACGGCUUAUACACUGAGUUGUCCUGCUGUCCUUAGUUUCUGGAAAAAGGCAGCUUGCUAAGAUGUUGACCGUAGUACCGCACACUCAAAGGAUGUAUUUACAAUCUCUUGAAAAUCUCCAAAGGAUUGCACUGCCGUUGGCCGUGCUUACAGUUUCUCUGCCUGCCAGCUUUGAGGAACAGGGAAUUAGUGCUGUUUGCCUCCUGGCUGCAGGAAACGUUUCUGAGGGUAGGAGACUGGAUUGUUUAGGGAAGCUUCUUGCAGUGCAAAUGGUCCUCUGUGGGAACAAGAAGACUUCUAUGAAAGUCAAGAAACCUAAUUUUUACUAUUAUUGCUAUUCUUAGUUUCUUUUUUUCUUUCUUUCUUCUUUUUUUUUGAAUCUGUUAUGUAUUUGUUGUUUCCAGUUUCUUGUACAAUAAACCCAAUUAAGAACAGUGGUGUUAGACAAUAUAAGGAAAUGUCAAUAUAGCAGACACGUAGAUUGAUUUCAGUCAUUGGAGUUGUAUUCAUUUAUAACAAAAAAUGUUAUAAAAAAGUAAUGGUUUGUCUGACUUUUUGGAAAAGAGAACUUCUAUGUCAUCCAGACAACACAUCCAUACAGCUGAAAUGUUUUGAAGCGAGUAAAUCAUCAUGCACUGUUCCCAAGGUGAAACCGCAGAGUUGGUACAAAGCAGUGUUGGGUCAGUUUGUAGCACAUGCAGUUGUACUGAGACAAAGAAAGAACUGACAUUCUGUCUAUAGGGGAUCUGGCUGUGCUAUUAGACAAGAUAAAAACAAGAAGUAGUCUAAAUGUUCUUGUUAGAAAUUCACCAUUUUUUCCCCCUUUUGAUCCUCCUUCGGUCCUGCAAACCAGCUUGCAGGACUUUUUCAGAACGUGGUAAACAUUUUCUCUUCUUUUGGUUUCAGUCUUAUGUUUCUAAUAGUACUGAACCAGCAUGCUUCGAGCUGUCUUCCAUCUGUGGUGGCAGCGUUUCUCAGAUGGACAAUGCCAGUGUUGUAUUGUGCUUAAGAGAAUAGUAUACACUCAGGAUAUAUUGUUUUUGCAACUGGUGAAAGGCUGGGAAUCUCAAGGAAUAUAAAAAAUGACUACAGAGAGGUUUUUGUGAAAAUCCUUCUGUCUGUAACUCAGUCCACCACGCUUACAGGUCUUGUAUGAAAUAGGCAAACUCUCUGCUUCCGUUCUGCAAUUAAGGCUGUCUGCCCAUCACGAAAGGGGCUAAGAACUUGUCCUGGAUCAGGAGGCAGGUAAAACCCACCCUGCUUUCUGAAUACUCUCUCUAAACUCUAUUAGAUGAAUCCAUAAGGUUAGAUAUGGGAUUUGACCUUUUCAGAAAAGGAGAACAGCCCACGUGGUCUUUUCUUCACUCUUUUACAACUGAGUGGUCUUCAUCACUUAGGUAAAGCAGUAAGUAACUGGAAAGUCACUGAAGAUACCAGGACCAGAUUCCAUUUCUAGGGACUGAUGAAGCUAUUAUUCAUGAGGACAUUCUGAAUGUGGACUUGAAGCCAGCUGUAGGUUCCAGGAGAAGAAUUAAUCCAUUAGUUUUCUCCAGCUGUUGCAUUACAAGACUGUAAACUCAGUGCAGCACAUGCCAUGGAGGCCCUUUUUCAUGUGACCAUUACAUUAAAGAGUAGCUUUCUUUGCUAUCGUUGCAAAAGAUAGCAAAGGGCAAUGAGGCUGGUAAAGGUUCUGGUGCACGAGUCUUAUGAGGUGUGGCUGAGGGAACUGGAUUUGUUUAGACUGCAAAAGAGGAGGCUCAGGGGAGACCUUAUCGCUCUCUGCAGUGACCUGGUUGUAGCAAGGUGAGGGUUGGCCUCUUCUCCCAGUUAACUAGUGUUAGGGCAAGAGGUAAUAGCCUUAAGUUUUGCCAGGGGAUGUUCAGGUUGGAUAUUAGGAAAAAAUUCUCCUCAGAAAGAGUGGUGAGGUACUGGAACAGGCUGCCCAUGGAGGUGGUGGAAUCGCUGCUCCUGGAGACGUUCAAGAAAUGUGUAGGUGUAGCACCUGGGGACGUGAGUUAGUGGGCAUGGUGGUGGCAGACUGAUGGUUGGACUAGAUGAUCUUAGAGGUCUUUUCCAACCUUAAUGAUUCUUUGAUUGUAAGUCCUGUACAGCUUACCUUUGCUUUGUCACCUCGGCCAUCAGGAGCAAAAGAGAUGUAGUUUCUCUCAAACUAAUAUAGCUAAUGGCCUAGGUCAUUCUCAGCUUCCUGAUUCCUUCAGUUUUGGCAGCCUAGUUUUUUAUUCUGGAUUAUGCAUUUUCCUCUUCAUUUCACUAACAUAAAGGCAGGGUAGGGCCGAGCACUGUGGUUGUACUCGUUCAGCCAAGGCAGUUCUAGUUUCAGGGCCCAUUCUGCUUCAUUAAUGUGGAUACCUGUGCUGUUAACAAUGGAUUACAAACCUCUACUCCAAAGCUUUGAGUCUGCAUGUUUACCAGAACUUCUGUUUUUGACACGUAACAGCCAAGAUGUUGGUUGGCUUUUUGGGCUAGGAGCACUCCAUCCCUUUGGUACUGAGGGUCAUUCUUGUUGGCCAGUGAUAAGACUCCAUCAGACACAUAUAUAAGUAUCCAAAUAGCAUGUAUUCUCUUGGACAUCUUAGAAAAGUGGGUCCUCCUUCCCUUUUGAAGUGUUUUUUAUUUAUUUGAUUUUUGUUUUGAAGGUGAGGAAUAGGACUCUUAGGUCAGAAAUGGAAGUUCAGAGCAGGUUUUUCUUUUGCUCUGAUUUAGAGUGAUUUGUGAUUCACAAAAACUAACUUUACCUUGCUGGAGUUAAUGCCCUGGGAGUCCUGAGAGCGCAGUGAGGGGUAAGAAAGAGAUCCCUUUAAAGUGAAGCUCAGAGCAUGCUCCAUCUGUCCAUUUAGUCAUGGGCCUGUACUGUUUGUUGCUAAUGGAUUUGGCAUUCCUCCUAUCUUCAGACUUCUUUCUCAUUGUCGCUCAGUUGCAGGUUCUGUUACCUUUUAUUCUGAAUCCUUUCAUAUUACCACUGAAUCAAGCAAGUUGCGCUUCUAGUCAAGGUUGUCCUUUGCUUUAUUUCUAAUUCUAUAUCUGUGUAAAAGUUCUUUUAAGAACUUUUUUUUUUUUUUAAAAAAAAAAAGAAUUUAAAAUUUUAACUCACUGUUUCAGGUUAUGGUUCUUUUUCCUGUAAUAGUUAUUCCUCCAGUCUGCAGAAUGUAAGUUAUUCUGAAUCAUCAGCUAUAUGGAUUGAGAUCCCUCAUUUGCUAUCCUGUAAUAUAUCCUACUCCUAAUCGUUAGUAAGUAAGCAAUUGGAGGAAAAAAUCUCCUGCUUUUGUCAUGCUGAUUCUGUGUACUCACAGUGUGCUCAACCUGAACCAAAUCUCUUUUUACUAGCCUCUUUUCUGCUGUUUGUUGUUAGUUUAAUAUCCUCCUCACUGAUCCAGCUAUAGAGAUUAACCUUUUGCCAUCUUGCCAGAUGCAUGUUAGACUGCUGUGCUGGAAUGCGUUUGCUCAGUGCUCAGCAAGUUUUUAAUGUUUAGCUUCUCUCUGAUCAUAUAGGCAGAAGUUUUUCUUCAGUGUUUUUUUGUCUUUGCUAAUUUACAUGAGCUGAAAGGAUCUGUAAGCAUAACACCAGGAUUUUUCCCCCUUCCACGGCUGCCAAAAUCUUCUGUAAUCUGCACCUUCUUGUGGAGAUAAGUAUUUUUUUAUCACACCACUUAAAAAUGUCUGCCCCAAGCAUGGAUUUGCUAUAAGGAAUCAGCAGGCCCUUGCUUUUCUCAUGCACUGUGCUGAGUUGUUGCCGAUGACUUUUUGCAUUCUCAGCAUGCUUAAAGAGUCUGAAUUGAUGGCUGCUUGUUGCGUGUGGUUGGAGAAGUUAGCUUUGUCCUCUUUGGCUUUCCCUGAGACCCUCCCAGGCACAUGUCUUUUCCCACCUGGUUUGCUGGAGCUGAGAGUUAGUAUCACCAAGUCACGGCUGACUAAGUGGUAUCUUUUCACUUCCAUCAUUUUUACACUCUGUUUUCAUUGCUGAGCCAGGCUUGCGUCAUCAGUUUUGCAAGUUUGUGACCUUGCCCCCAAACUUAGCAACUCUGAACUUUCCUCCAGUUGAAAACAGAUCUUCAGUCAGAUAACUUGGUACAGCGUAUCUAGUACUCAGUAGUUAUUUUGCCUUAGUUCAUCAACUAAUGAGGGCUGCAUGUGAGAUAGGAAGAAUGCUCUUUCUCUGUACUCUAUAGAGCUCCUAAUCUGACAAGGUAGGCUUCAUCUAUGAGCAGUGUGCCCAUUCUGUCCCUUGGCAAACAGAGAGCUAGUCCUAGGAAGUGCAUUGAACUCAUCUUGUAUUCAGGCAUCACAAAGCAUGGGUACAGGACAGCUGAGAGAAAGGGGAACUCGGAAGUAAUUGAUGAACAGGAGGUGAGAAUUUCCCUCAGACUUUGACUGGGAGCUGCAGCUUUUUGGAAGCUGCAAGAGACUUAAAGUUGGGAAUUUACCACUUGGGCUGUGAAAUGCUCUCUUUGUUUAAAUAUGCUUGUGGCUAAUUAAACAAAAAUAAAGGCACAUAAACCAAAACUGUAUCACCUUCUUUCAGUGAAGCAUAACACCCACCACUUUGUCCACUGAAGCAUCCUUUUCUGAAGGUCUUGGAGCUGUUAUGAUGGAGGAUUAAUUGUAGAGCGAGGGAGGCUGGUAGGAAGGGCUGUAAGGAUUUGUGAAAAGAAAGAAUUUAUUUUUUGUGAAGAAUUAGGCACGUUUCUACUGCUUCACUAGUCUUUGUUAUGUGAAAUGAUCGGUAGUAGCUUGUCACAGCCAAGGAAAACCAGAAUCAUUUUCUGAAUACCAUUCAUGUGCAAUUUCUGGUUAGGGAAUAUGUUUUUACUCAAGAAGGGAUUUCUGCAUGUUUCAGAACAAAGAGUUGCAGGAAUGUUUUGCUUAGAAUCAUCCUAAAAUAAGAGUAUGUUGUAAUUUAAAGUCGAUCAAAGCUAUUUUGAGGUGUUAAGAGUAAAAUUACUGGCUGUUAGCACAAAGUGGAAAAAACACAGGUUUUUUUUUUUUUUUUUUUUUAAAUAGUAAUUGAAUAAGAAGCUAGAAUCUGUGAAGGAGUUCAGCUUAGAUGCUGAUAUCACAAAUAAGGAGCCAGUUACAAGUUUAUGAGCAAUUCUGUAGUGGCAGCAUGUCAGGUCUGAGUCAUGGUUUUUCAUUGACUUAAUCUCCUUCUGAACUUUUAAGCUGAUGAUUGAUUGUUAAACCAGUGGCUUAGGCCGCCCUUCUUUUCUGCUAUUUUUCUUCAUGAAAAAGCUUAGUUACUCAUUUUUGUUUAACCUGAGGCACUUGUGGUUUAUCUGCUCAUUAUCUGUAAUUAAAGGUGGUGUGACACCCUCUGCAUACAACGGCAACCAAUAACCAUUUCAGUGUAGACUUUUUUUCAGUCUUGGUGCAAUAUGUAAAUGGUUCACUUGAAUGAUUCAUCUCAGAAAAUGCAAUAAUUCCACAUUUUACUGAAAUUCAACUUCGUGAUCGCAAUUUCUGGAGUCACUACAUCUUCAUUUCCUUGAGCCUUUCUGACAUGUUUUGUAUGGAUGAGUUCUGGGGUAGCUGUGAAAAUUCAGCACUUAGUGUUGCAGAGUCUCUUGAUGAUUGUCCUACUCCACUGACUGUGGAACCAGGUGAGGUCAUCUUUUGAACAAGUUGCAGGUGUGGCUGUGUAUUGCAGUCUGGCUAAGGAGAUGCGUGUUUUCAGUUUCCAAGAGGUCAUAGGUAGAUCACUUCCUUGCCAUGACUGCUAAGAGUUAUGAUACUGCUAUUGCCUUUUGGAUUAGUGGUUGAGUGAUUGCUCCCAAUCACAGCAAGCUAAUACAGAGAAGGACAUCACCCUCUAGCUUUGUGCAUCUGAUCAGUAAGGCAUGUGUAAGCUAGUUUUUGGGAUUUAUCUCAAACCAUGAUGAAUUUGGUACGUGGAAGGUCUUCUGCAAAGUGGGCUUUGGUGAUCAUCUUGCUGUUUGGUGGGAGGAAGUUUCUCAUUUUCUUUUCCAUAAUAAUUCAGGACAUCCUGGCUGGGUCAAACUGGUGGCUGUGUCUGAACCAGUACUGGGGCUGGCCAGUGCAGUCUUUUUAUUGGGAUAAAGUGUGUGGCAGCGUGCAAACUGGGAAUUGGCUGUUGGAAAUUUCCCCCUCCUUUUUUUUUUUUUUUUUUUUUUUUUGCCAUUUUCUUUGAUUUCUGUACAGCAUCAGUGAAACAGGAAAAGCUUUUUGAUGAGUUUAUCUUUGAAAGGUGGUGGAGGUUUGCAUGAAGCAGCCUAAUCUUUCCCCUUUGUGCUGUGGGUUAUGAGCAGGUUGAAGAGCGUUGGAAAAUCUGACAGACUCAGUUUUUGAUGCAGCAGUUUGGCUUCUGUUAUCUUUUAGUUUUCCUUUGGCACUGAACUCUUUGAUUUGAUAGUCUCAUUCAUCUCCUCAUCGUUUCACGCAGGAGUUUUGUCAUUACGCUUCUGAAACUGCCUUAGGCCAAGCCACUUUCCCCAAGAGAUGUUUGUUCUGGUCACAGUGUGCUCUGAGGAAUUUCCAGAUGUUUGAAUUUUUUGUUUGGUUUCAGACUUUGCUUCAGCGUUCUUUGAUAGCAGUAAGGUUUUGUAAGAACGGCAGUUCUUUUUUCCAUCCUGAUUCAAGAUGGGUAUUAAUGAAGUUUCUCUACUUCGGAACUCUGCUACUUAUUUGCCAGUGAAGUUUCCCAUUGACCCAAGUGGCCCUCCAGCAUGCACAGGACUGGCCUCUAUUUUUUCUCAUAGGCAAUGAAAUGAACUGUGUGUGUCUCCUGGGGUCACUGGGCUUUGCUGAGCGUUGUGAGGCACGGUGCUGCCUGUGUUGCUCCUUUCUCAGCAUUUUGGUGUCAGCCUUCCAGUUGCUGUGGAAGCCAGAGGGAUGGCUUGUCCUUCCUCUCCUCACUUUCUGCUGAGGUUCUCUCAUUACACGUUUUUAGACUCUGUGUAAUUUGCAUGCACAAAUAAUAACCAAUGUCCUAAUCCACGCGUUUUCCUUCGUUCUUUAGGAGAGGGCUGGUCUUCAGUAAAUGUGUUAGGUGUGGCUCUUAAGUCUGCAGUGCUUCUCACAAGAGUUUAUUUGCUUCCAUAAUUAUGUCUGUUAGUUUUAAUAAGGUCUAUUAUCGCUUGUCUAAGACAGGUUUGACAGUAGCCUUUGAGUUGGCUUCAGUUGUCUGUAUUUUGACAUCCAGUGCAGUUGGAGGUGGAAGUUAUCUUGUCUAAUCCUCAGCCAUCGCCCAGCUAACCCUAGGAUAGAGCCUGCUUGUUGAUUGCCUUGAUGUACUGAUUAGCGGUGUAGUGCUUCUGUUUAAACACAUGCAGUAGUGCCAUUUUGUUGCCUUUUCACGUUGACGUUUAUCUGAACCAUCUGCCACGUAAAAUGUCAGAUGUGACAUUGGUCUUUAGAGGGGACUUCUGCUUUUUUGAAGGUAUCCAUAUGUGAUGUUUUAGGACGUCUCAAAUGGUGCUUUUAAACCAUGGAUGGGCUACUGAUUUUCACACUUUAUUUCCUUUCACUCCAUUGGGGCACUUUGCUUAUGUUUGGAAACCUAAAUUACAGCUGUCUUUAUUCCUCACCUGAAUCCUUUAUAUCUUGCUGUACGGCUUUGUCAUGAGGUGUAGUUUACUGUUGUGGUGUGAGAUGCACCACACAUGUGGAUGGCCUUGCAGAUAACACUACUUCAGCUGUAGUGGCUUAAGCAAUUUACUAGCUCAAAAACAUUUGCUUGUUACAUUUGUUUGCGUUCUGCUGUAUAAUGUGUAUUUCAAGUUGUAUGUAUCUUAUCUCAGCUGCAGGGUAAGACAUUUCUGUUCUAGUUGUCUUGCUAACGCAUGAUAAUUAAUAGCAAUAAAAGUCCUCACCUUUGACCAUUUUGUUUACUGAGAAUGUCUUAGAUUUUAGCCUUUCGAUUCCAUACUUAGUUACCUUAUUGGCCUAUUUUGUUUUUGUUUGGAAAUGUUCCUGUCUUUUCAAAAUUAGCAACUCUGGAAAGAGUUGUUAGAAAAGGAUUAAAUCAGUGACAGAUUUAAGAUAUUUAUUAACAAGUAACAGUGGUCUAGGCAUUGGUUCGUGCUUUAUGUAGCAUCUAGGAUCAACACAGCACUGGAGAUUCGGAAACCAAUAUGGUUUCAUUGUGAAAGAAAUAAAAGUGCAAGAUGAAACAGAUUCUAGCACAGUUUUCUCAGUCCUUGCUCUUGGUUUUCAUGUUCUUGGUCGCAAUUAAAGAAAGGUGGUUAAGCUGACUGGUGUUUGAAGAAGUGGCUGAAAUUAUGAGUGCAGAUUUUUCAUCUGUUGAAUUUCCUUUCUCUUUUUAUUCUUCCCCAAAAUACUUUUCUGCUUCUCUGGUUUUCAGCCAGCAGUGGAACGCUCUUCAGAAAACCUCACUGAUCAUAUAUAGAAGUUUGCAAAAGAUAUUCCUCUGCAGAUAAUAUCCCGACAGAAAUAACUUCUGUAUUUUCUGAAAGUGUGAUAGGAUUUCAUGUUCUGACCUGGCGAAAGCCCAGAGAAAUCUACAGCUGCUCAUUCUGCCCGCGUCUGCCCGGCCUUCCAGAAUUGUGUGUGCCCCCUUCUGCCGCCCUCAGGAAGCCAAGGAAGCCACUUUUGAGCAAGUGCAGCAUUUAGUUGUUCCUCUGAGGUGCGGCUUAAUGCUGAGCAAGCAGUGAUAAACAAUGGCACAAGUUAAGAUGCAGACGACAGCAAACCUGUCCGUCCCUCCCAUGUCCCCCAUGGUGCUACCCCUGCCAGUUACAGCCGCAAACACGCUGGGCCUGCCUUCCGCCAUGAACGGAUCCAUUCCGGAGUCGGCUGCCAGCUGCAGCAGCCCCACUGCUGGCCUUGCAGACCCCGCACCAUCCAGCAACCCACCAGCUCCUCUCCAAGAUAACAUGGCAAACCCCAAAGAGAAAACUCCAAUGUGUCUGGUAAAUGAGUUAGCCCGUUUCAAUAGAAUUCAACCCCAGUAUAAGCUUCUGAAUGAAAGAGGGCCUGCUCAUGCCAAGAUGUUCACAGUGCAGCUGACACUUGGAGAACAGACAUGGGAAGCUGAAGGAAGCAGUAUUAAAAAGGCCCAGCAUGCUGCUGCUAGCAAAGCUUUGAAUGAAACUACCCUUCCCAAACCAACUCCUAGACCGCCCAAAAAUAACAUUAACAAUAAUCCAGGCAGUAUAACUCCGACAGUGGAGCUGAACGGUCUGGCUAUGAAAAGAGGAGAGCCCGCCAUCUACAGGCCAUUAGAUCCAAAGCCAAUCCCCAAUUAUAGAGCAAAUUAUAAUUUCCGGGGCAUGUACAAUCAGAGGUAUCACUGCCCAGUGCCUAAAAUUUUCUAUGUCCAGUUAACUGUUGGCAACAGUGAGUUUUUUGGUGAAGGAAAGACUCGCCAAGCUGCUAGACAUAAUGCUGCAAUGAAGGCCCUACAAGCUCUCCAGAAUGAGCCUAUUCCAGAAAAAUUACCUCAGAAUGGGGAAGCAGGAAAAGAAACAGAAGAAGAUAAAGAUGCAAACAAGUCUGAGAUCAGCGUUGUGUUUGAAAUUGCUUUGAAGCGCAAUAUACCCGUCAGUUUCGAGGUGAUAAAAGAAAGUGGACCUCCUCACAUGAAGAGCUUUGUCACACGAGUUACGGUAGGAGAAUUCACUGCAGAAGGAGAAGGGAACAGUAAGAAGCUCUCAAAGAAACGUGCUGCAAUGUCUGUCCUACAAGAGCUGAAGAAGCUUCCUCCUCUUCCUGUGAUUGAAAAGCCAAAACUGUACUUCAAAAAACGUCCAAAAACAAUAUUGAAGACUGGACCUGAAUAUGGUCAAGGAAUGAAUCCUAUCAGUCGUCUGGCUCAGAUCCAGCAGGCCAAAAAGGAGAAGGAGCCGGAGUAUGUUCUUCUUUCAGAGAGAGGGAUGCCUCGCCGUCGAGAGUUUGUUAUGCAGGUAAAAAUAGGUAAUGAGAUUACUACUGGAACAGGCCCAAACAAGAAAAUAGCUAAAAGAAAUGCAGCAGAAGCAAUGUUGCUACAGCUGGGUUACAAAGCCUCUACUCCUCUUCAAGACCAGACAGAAAAGCUUGGAGAAAACAAGAGUUGGAACGGACAGAAUGUUGGGUUUCCUGAGCCAACAAGUAGCACACCAAAGGGAAUACUCCAUCUCUCUCCUGAUGUUUAUCAAGAGAUGGAAGCAAGCCGCAACAAAUCAGCCCCUGGUACCACUGUAAGCUAUUUGUCACCCAAAGAAAUGAGCCAGACUUCUAGCUCUUUCUUCAGCAUAUCUCCUACAACAAAUAGCACAGCUACAAUUGCCAGGGAACUUCUCAUGAAUGGAACAUCCCCGACUGCCGAAGCCAUAGGUCUAAAAGGAAUAUCUCCUGCUUCCCCCUGUUCUGCAGUGCAGCCUUCAAAACAGCUGGAGUAUUUGGCAAGGAUUCAAGGCUUUCAGGUACACUACAGUGAUAGACAAAAUGGCAAAGAGUGUAUGACCUGUUUGACACUGUCUCCUGUGCAGAUGACUUUCCAAGGUAUCGGAAGCUCCAUUGAAGCCAGCCAUGACCAGGCAGCAUUAAGUGCCUUGAAACAGUUUUCAGAACAAGGACUGGAUCCAGUGGAAGGGGCUAUGAAAGUUGAAAAUGGAUCACUUGAAAAACAAGUCAAGCAUCUGGGAGAGAAAGCAGACAAUAAACAGACUAACUCAGGCACCAUUGCUCAGGACUGCAAGGAUUCAAAGGCUGUCGUCUAGGAGCUUCCCAGCACCCACGGCUGCCACUGCAUCCUUAUAAACCUGUCAACACGCAAUAGGGUGUAUGUGUACAAGGAAAUGAAUGACUAAUACCAUUAUUUGAGUCUUAUGUGAAGACAACACUAUUCUAACACAAGAGAUAGUAUACAUGGUACUGUUUAUUCAACUGUGGAAAAAAACAAAAUUGAACAUUUCCCUUAGAACUCGAGAUCAGAGCAUAACCCAAUUGCCCAGAGGCAGAAGAAAUCUGAUCAUGUUACUGGAGGUUAAAACAACAACUAAUUAACAGAAGUGUUAGAAAAAGAAAAAAAAAAAAGAAAAAAAAAGUAAACAUUAAAAUUGAUUAAUACUGAGGAAAACCAGUCAGCAUUGUUUCAGUUAUACAAUUUUUCGUAGUGUAGUUUUAAGUUCAGCUUACUGUUUUUUAAAUAAUGCUUGAAUAUUUUAAAAUUAACCAAUGACAGUGCUGUGAGAAUUGUAGUUGUUGUCUUCAUAUAUAGUCAUACAGCUUAUCUUUUUAUGCAGACAUUAUGCAUUCUUCAUUCUAUAUGAAUAUGUAUGACUUUAAGAUGCACUACUCAGAGUUGUAUGCAAACAGAAGUUUAAAUCAUGACAAGUAUUUGCUUAACAUGAACAGAUGUUAGUUAUGGUCAGUCUCAAUAUACUCCAGGAAAAAGCAAAUAUGGUAUUUGAUUUUCCUUGCCAUUAUCAAUUAAAGAGGCGUCUUGCCUCCAGGCGACAUGUUCCCCUUCGGUUCUGCUCUCUGUUGUGUGAAGCACAUCUACACCCCAUCUGUGUGUUGUAUCAGCCCACCGUUUGCAUCAACUGAGUGUUUUUAAUCUCUGCAUUCUGACCAACAGCAAAAGGUAGGAUUGCAACCUUAUCAAGCCAAGGUAGGAAAACCGUUGAUGUGGAGAUCAUUCUUUCGUGAAAGGAGCAGCAGCAGAGAAAAGACCUGUGGCUGCGCUCUGUACCAGCAUAUUCCAUUUCAGUGUGUGGCCAAAUGCAGUAAAACCACAUCAGUUCAUGUGCACAA